UUGAAUAGUUUUCCAGCUCUGAAAUUAACCAGCCGCCUGAUAACCAAAUUAAAAGUUAUUAAAUCGCAGCAAAGUGUGCACAAUGAGCGAGCAGAAAACGAGUGGGUCGUCUGCGGCCCGUCAGCAAAUUGAGGCCGAAUACAAGAUCAAACGGCCGGAAUGGCACCGAUUCUACAAGGAAAUUUGCGAGACCUGCGACAGAGAGGCUAAGGAGAAAAAUUUCUGCACCUCGGAAUCGGAACGUCACACAAAUCGGGGCCUGAAUCGCUAUCGGGAUGUGAACCCGUACGACCAUUCCCGCAUUGUUUUGAAGCGUGGCAGCGUGGACUACAUCAAUGCCAACCUGGUUAAGCUGGACCGUGCCGACCGUCAGUACAUUCUUACCCAGGGACCGCUAGUGGACACAGUCGGUCACUUCUGGCUUAUGGUCUGGGAGCAAAAGUCCAGAGCGAUUCUUAUGCUCAAUAAGCUGAUGGAGAAGAAGCAGGUUAAAUGCCAUCUAUACUGGCCCAACGAAAUGGGAGCCGAAAAGGCUCUGAAGCUGCCUAAUGUUAAGCUUACGGUGGAGCUCAUCCGCUGCGAGACCUACCAGAACUUUGUGCGGCGAUGGUUCAAGCUAACUGAUCUCGAAACGCAACAGAGUCGCGAGGUGAUGCAGUUCCACUACACAACGUGGCCGGACUUUGGCAUACCCAGCUCACCGAAUGCAUUCCUUAAGUUCUUGCAGCAGGUUCGCGACUCCGGCUGCCUCAGCCGCGAAGUCGGUCCUGCCGUAGUUCACUGCAGCGCCGGUAUUGGGCGCUCAGGCACCUUCUGCCUGGUAGACUGCUGCCUGGUCCUGAUCGAUAAAUACGGCGAGUGCAAUGUGUCCAAGGUGCUCUGUGAGCUGCGCAGCUACCGCAUGGGCCUGAUCCAAACCGCCGACCAGUUGGACUUCUCGUACCAGGCGAUCAUCGAGGGCAUCAAGAAGCUGCAUGAUCCCACCUUUCUGGACGCUGAGGAACCCAUCAUCAGCAACGACACAGACACCCACACACUGGAUGAGCUGCCACCGCCAUUGCCGCCUCGCGUUCAAUCGCUUAACCUGCCACUGGCCCCUAAUUCCGGCGGCAUACUCUCGCUUAAUAUGCGCGCAGCCCAGGCGAAUGGAGCUGAAAAUAUCGGAGAUCUGAUCGGCGAAAAGUUAAGCAAGGAUGCUCUAAACAACUUCAUUAAUCAACACGAUAUGAUCCACGAUGCGGAGGUGGCAGACAGCCGUCCUUUGCCGCCGAUUCCCGUCAGAGCUCUUAACGAAUCAGAUAGCGAUGAGGAUUACUUGUUGGAUGACGACGAUGAGGACGAUUCAGAUGAGGAUGAGGAGUAUGAGACCAUUAACGAACACGACACCGAACCAGUUAAUGGCCUUGUGCCCCUGACGACGACUCAGCCGCACGCCGACGAUGUGAAUGCCAAUAGCGAAAAGCCAGCGCCAGCCGAAGAACAACACAAAGCUAACGGAAUUGAUCCAGUAUCAGGCCAGCUCCCAGCCAGUCCCGAGAACGAGCUGAAGAGGCGAAAACGCAACGAGUACCAGGCCAGCCUGGAACAGAAGGUCAACGACAUUAAGCGGAAGCAGCGGGAGAACGAGGACAGCCAGCUGGCGGCAAAGAAACGAAGGUCAUUACUCACAUAUAUUGCCGCUGGUGUUGUGGUUGGCGUGAUCUGCGCCUACGCAUACACGAAGCUAGGUUAAGUGCCCUGUAGCCACUAAGUAGCCGUAGACCAGUAGUAGCAAUAGCUGUAUGACGUAUUUAGUUGCCGUAGGACACAGAUUCCUCCCCUGAUGUCCGAUUUCCGACUACCGAUCCUCACCAGCUCGUCCGCCUGGCCUGGCAUUUAAUGUGGGCACAAAUCAAGGACGAGACUCGGAUCGGUUAGGAUCAGAGAUCGGAUGGAAUCGCACCGCAAUCACCCAUGGAUUGUGGCGGAUCGAGCUGAACGAACGAUACACGAUGCAUAAAUAUUAGGGAAUUUUUUACAUACAAAAAACAAAUGAACUUAAAAACAUACAAAAAAAAAAUGAAUCGUGCAACUAAACUAAACGAGAAUCGGGUAGAAAUCACGUCAAAUGUAGAUUUUGCGCAAUAGACUGACAUUUUAGAACAAAUUUAUUUUCUACACUUUUUAAAUGGAUUGAUAACAGACCAGAUCCCCCAAGAAAACCACACCAAAUGCUAAAUUCACCUUGCUCGCUUACACGCUCGCUAUGCAAUAAAGUUGAUAUAAAUAUUAUAGUUACCAACGAUUCAAGCACCACGACAUCCACACCCCCACUCACGCGCUUCACUUGUUGUUGUACAGCAAUUUCUUAUAGCAUACGACCUAUGUAUAUUUAUUUAUGAAGAUUUAUGAGAAACGAACACUUGUUGUAGUACAUGGCAAAAAUAUAAAGUGCAGCAACGUGCCAAAAAGAAACGAAACGAAGAGUUGUAUGAAAGCCCUUCAUGACCUUAAAUUUUACUUUGCCGCCCGCUCCGAACUAGCUUUGAAUUGUUGUGUUUUAAACUACUUUCUUCUUUGAAAAGCACUUUUUUAAAACAAAUAGAAUACAGCGCCAUUAAAGCAAUAAUAUAAUGAAAAGUAAACAGCACAAAGUACACCUAUAUCUCGUUUAACGUUUUAUGAUCAAAAUUAUUGAUUUUUAUAUAUGACCCCAAGUAUCUAAAAUCAAAAUAAAGUGAUUAUUUUCUAAAUUGUAACCUUGGACUUGGAAAGUUGCAUAUUAAAUUAAAUUAAAAACAUUUAACUAAGUCGCUAAGCGAAGUAUAGGUGUAUGAUUUAAUGAUUUUGUAACGAAGGUUUUGUCAUAGCAAAAUCAUUUUGUAUUCAAAAACGACGAGGAAAAAUCCGGAAAACUAUUCAAUGGUUUUUCCAGUAGUGUAAGUGUGUAACCCCAAUUCCCAAAAACAUAUUUACAUAAACGUGCAGCGUAAGAGAGCGCAAAAAUUCGACAAGAAUUAUUUUUUAUAUGUGUAACCCACAAUUUAACAAAAAUUCAAGUAUAACCACCCACGAAAACGAGGCAGAACGAAUAUGAAAGAAAUCGGAUUAGCCAAGGAGGAUAACUAAUAAACGAAAAUACAUAUUUAUAUUAAUUAUAUUUAACAGUAACAACAUGAACAAUACCUAUAGUAAUGCCUAGUUAACUGAACGUCGGCUAAGUACACAAUCCAUACACUGAAAAAAAACGAACACCACACAAAACAAACCAACACAAGUACUAUAUAUAAUGCCUAUGAGAGAAUGAAAGGAGAAGUGAGAGAAAGUAUUCAAAUAAAGCUAUUCAUUUAAGACACGAAAAA
Molecule: messenger RNA, 3341 nt
Organism: Drosophila eugracilis
Lineage: Eukaryota; Metazoa; Arthropoda; Insecta; Diptera; Drosophilidae
Gene: Ptp61F
Product: tyrosine-protein phosphatase non-receptor type 61F
Exons: 6
Coding region: 83-1732 (549 amino acids)
Biological process (GO): protein dephosphorylation
Molecular function (GO): protein tyrosine phosphatase activity
Source: RefSeq, a predicted model, not a curated record